This is a messenger RNA of Triplophysa rosa, 4757 nucleotides long. It is a transcript of the gene cldn11a, whose product is annotated as claudin 11a. The record is from RefSeq and is a predicted model, not a curated record. Lineage: Eukaryota; Metazoa; Chordata; Actinopteri; Cypriniformes; Nemacheilidae. The transcript has 3 exons. Gene Ontology annotation, molecular function: structural molecule activity. Gene Ontology annotation, cellular component: bicellular tight junction; plasma membrane. The coding region runs from base 146 to 793 and encodes 215 amino acids. Gene Ontology annotation, biological process: bicellular tight junction assembly; cell adhesion.
AAGCAAUUUCAGCUCAACAUGAGUUUUGCGCAAUGGAUUAAAAUAUUUGGAAACUACCGCAGAUAAAUUCCGCAAAGUAACUCGUUCAGGCUUCCGAUUAUUUGACUGGUUUUGUUUUUAAAGUAGAAGAGGACCUUAGUACAUCAUGGCGAACACUUGCAUACAGUUCACGGGUUUUUUGAUGAGUUGUUUGGGUUGGAUCGGUCUAAUCAUUGCCACUGCCACUAAUGACUGGGUCGUCACCUGCAAAUAUAACAUGAACACCUGUAGGAAGAUGGAUGAACUGGAGGCAAAAGGUUUGUGGGCAGACUGUGUGAUCUCGACGGCGCUGUAUCACUGCAUCACACUGACUCAAAUUCUGGAAUUACCAGCUUACAUCCAGACAUCUCGAGCACUAAUGGUCACAGCAUCGAUCUUGGGACUGCCUGCUGUCGCGCUCGUGCUCAUGUCCAUGUCCUGUAUUAACCUUGGCAGUGAACCAGAAAGCGCCAAGAAUAAGCGAUCAGUGCUCGGAGGAAUCCUAAUACUGAUCAUUGCUUUUUGUGGCAUCAUCUCCACUGUGUGGUUUCCCAUUGGAGCCCAUCACGAGAGGGGCUUGAUGUCUUUCGGAUUCUCCCUGUAUUCUGGCUGGGUGGGCACUGCACUCUGUUUGCUGGGAGGCUGUAUGAUCACCUGUUGUUCAGCUGACACCCCUGCUUCAUACACUGACAACAAUCGAUUGUACUACUCCAAACAAGGCCCCACCCAUCAAAGCAUUGCCUCCACUAACCACGCCAAGAGCGCACACGUGUGAGCAUUGGGAAUACUUCAGCUCAUCAGACUUUAUGCAAUUUCGUCCGACCCAUUCGAUUUUUGCUCUCUUUCCCUUUGCUUUUGUGUUUCAUCCGUGUCUGUAUCAACAGUGGUGACACUGUGGAUUGUUAUCGUACAGCUGAACUCCAGGCAUUUGACUUGGCAGCAGUGUUACAUAUACAGUAAUAAGGGACAGGCGCUGGUGAAAGACCUGCUGUAAUCUGAGGACCUGUACUGAAGGAUUUUUCAUGGUUUUUACUGAUUCUACACAAUAUAAUGUGCCUUUUAAGUCUUAUUUUUGUAGUGAAAGUUUUGAAAUCAUGCAUUUUGCAUUUUAUAUGAGUACUAACAGUAUUUGACAAUGUUGUUUUUCUUUUUGUACAGCUAUAUAAGAACUUGAUUAAUUUCAGAACACUGUUUAUGUCAAGAACACACAGUGAAGUUAAAUUGGGAAAUUAAUAAUAGCUGGCCAAAUGUACCUAUAGACCAAAAUUGGACCAAAGCAGUAAUGAGUCUGUUAUUUAUUGUAAUACCUGUAUGCUGCUUUUAUUAUAUUUGUUAUAUAAUAAACAAUGUUGUCCAUGUGAAAUUGCCUUCUCUUCAGCUAUAAAAUUAUUCUUUUUAUUAUUAUAGGCCAUAUGAAUAGUUAAUAAUAUUUUUAGAUAAAAUCCUGUGGGAAACUGAACUGUAAACUAUGUUACUCAAUUGUUGAGUCUCAGCACCUGUCAGAUGCUUAUGCAUGUGUACUGCAUCAUCAUUAAUCCACUCAUUCAUUCUAGCUAACAACACUCAAGGGCACAUAUGAUUCAAGAAGCCAAGACACAGUCUGUACCUGUAUCAAUUUCUCUUCAAUGAAAAGCUGGUUCCAUUGCGACUGAUGCACAACUCAAUGAAUGAGAGUCAGGACUGAUUUUAAAGGUUAAUGGUUGUAAUCGUCCAUAAAUGCAGAUAUAUGGUGUGGUUGUGUCUGCCAUUCAUCUUUUGUUCUGUAGAUAGGAUCCUAUGCAGUAAAUGCUGGUAUACAAUAUGUGGGGACACAGUCAUAAAUUGCUGAUUACUAUAGAAAUGAGUUACAUGUUAGCAUUUUUUGUCUUUGUGGUUUAGUGGGAUUGAAAAAAGACAGUAAAUAUAAUCAUGUGAGUAUAAUCUUAUUUUACAAAUGGUGCAGCUUGGACAUCUUAAUUAUUGCUUCUUAUUUGUAAGUCUUAAAGGAAUAGGUAACCCCAAAAUUUUAAUUCUCUCACCCGUUUUUCACAUAAGGUUAUCAUAUUGCUUCUCACACUAUAGUUUGACUUGCAUGUAACUUCUAAAGCUUUAAAGCUUGUGUCAAUAUUUAUUGUAAUUGCAUGGAAAAGAGUAACUCUUCAGAUUUUCUUAUUUUGUAAUAUCUUGUGACAUAAGGGUGAAUAAAUGAUGGGGGAAUUUUAAUUUUUGGGUUAACAAAUCCUUUAACCUUUCAUUCUUUGCUUGGAGGUAGUUAAUGGUGGAAUAAAUAAAUAAAAAAGUUUUGUUAUCUACAGUAUAUUUCUUUUCGAAAUAUGGCUGCACGUGAUUUUAUAAAAAGAAAGGGAGAGACAGACAAACAAAGCAGAGAAUGACCUGAACCAGCAGGAAAUAAGAGGCUGAAAGGAGAAUUCUUCUGAUAUUAAUCCAGCCCCCAUUUGUUCAUUGCUUGGAGAAAGGUUUUGCAUGUUCUUUGAAAGCAAAAAGUAGGUUACAAUUUUAGGAAGUUACUGCAUUAGGAACAAACACACGGCAACCUCAUUUUCCUUUUUAAAGUGCUACCGAGUUAACAUUUUUCCAAGAAAAUAAUUGUAAUAAUUGUAAACUGAUGGAAAUAUUAGGAGCAUGACUCACUAGUUGUAGCUUGGCUGUUUUGCUUGGAAACUGGGACUGACCUUGAGAAGAACAGAGAAAUCUGUGGUGAAAAAAUAUGUCUAGUAUGUUUACCAAAUGAAUUGGGAAAUAUGUGUGAUUCUUUUCUUAAAGGUUCAGAAUUAGGAUGACCUUUGGAAGCAAAAGACUUUAACAAAAGUAUUAAGAGAACUGCUGUUUUUGGGAAGACAAUGUUUGUCCUGGACCCUUUGACAAGAGGGGUCCACUAUUAUUACAGCCUACAAGAGGAGACUCGCCCAUAAAAAGUUUGCUUUGGGCCCUGUGAAAAUGUACUACAGUAUUAAAGUAACUUAUUGAAGCAAUUGAUGAUAAACAAGAUUUUGGUUUUGUUUGUCGCAUGAAUAUGUUUGCAUAAGCAUAAAAGUGCCUGCCAUUUACAUAAAGGUAUUUUAAGCUUCCCUGUAAAAUAGAAACUAUCACACACUGCCAGCACAUUCACCAUCUUCCUCACAUCGAGGAUGUCUUGUUUAGCACCAGGAUAUUUUGCAUCAGAACAACAGGGACGAUGAUCCCCCAACAAAUUACAUUCAAUAUAAGGACAUUACAUUUAAAUUUGAUUUAGAUAGAUGACAGAAAAUGAACACAAAUGACGUCCUAUGAGUGUCUCAUAGGAAAAACAUUUAUGAAGACCCUCCCACAAGAGGAGCGUGCUUCAGGAGGGCUGGUUAGGUCGAUGUCUGUGCCAUACAGACGGACGGGUCUGUAUGAAUUAAACAUAACAACAUGCUUUGAUAUCUCAAAACCAUAUUGUACCACAUCGACAUAGACCACCACUGUAGCGAUGAUAAUGGAACGGUAUCGUUUGUCUCAUUCCUCUGCAUAGCCCAUGGCGGCCCUCCCAGUAUGACCAUGUUUCCAUUGUGCUCAGGUACUGCCCUCAGAUCAGUGUUAUUCUAGGCUCGGCGCUCCACCCCACAGGAAACGGAACUAGACUGCAGCGCUUACACAAGCCAUCCGCGUGAGGAUAUUUGUUACGUCUGAUUUUGGGUUUUGUGAUACUGCCUUUAAGCAAAAGGAAAAUCAAGAGUCUUAUCUGAUCUGCAAUAAAUGACUUUCAUUGUUGCAUGGAAGCAAUAUUAACAUCUUAUUACACAGUGCAACGGGAGAGCAAACCACAAGAAGAAGAAACAAUAAAUAGAUUCGUACAAAAAAAUCCGAAACCAGAAUACAUCCACGUCAUACCAAAAUAUACAGCAGAAACAAAUAUCAGAUUUGCAGGGAAAGCCAGUCUACACAUUUCCUGAACAAAUACCAAACAAACUAUGAUAGCAGGAAAGAUAGCUUACAAAGUACAAACACUGUACCUUUUCGCAAAGACAAAUAACAAUAGUAGCUGACUUUGAAAGCAGUAGUGGAAACCUUUUUUUUCAUACAGAUUCCAAAUAACAAAAUAUCUCUGUACUGUAUUUUUUUGUCUUGGUUAACCGUGCCCUCAUCAAGCCUACUAGGCAAAUUUGAACAUAAAAAUGAAAAUCGCCUUUUAUCGGUCAUUAAAAAUAUACGCUUUCCCAACUUGUCUUUAGAAGUUCUGCUGAACCCACAAAAUACCACCAGCGGUGGAUAAGCUACCCCGCAGAUAACCCGAAGUUUCGUAAUGCCUGUAAAAAAAUACCUCUCUUUGAUUUCUUUGUCAUGCCUCUACGCUUUUAUAUGGUGCUCUGCUCUACGGAAGUAAAAUGGUGUCUUUUGUCAGAUACAGCAAACAAAGAGGUCGCAGACUUUGGCUUGAUUUGUAAACAGAGUCCGCUCUGUUUGGGGGGGGGCAGACUGCUUUCAUUACGUCUCAGAAUGCUACAUUUGAGUUUUACAUCAAGUCUUUCACCACACAUGCAAAUAGCACAGUUUUACUCUGGGCCCUGUAUGUCUGUAACAUGCUACACAUUCAGCAAAAUGUCACAGCAACAAAGAUAAUCACAUCAAAGACCAGAUGCAAGAAACAAACCAACCCAGGCCCCAAACACAGCUCUAUACACUACGCUUGAUGGCAAAUGUAUGCAGAGAGCCUAUGGGACAGCAAGCUUCUCAAUCGUCUAUUUUUCUAAAUAUUACAAACAAGAGAGAGGAAGAAA